Messenger RNA from Choloepus didactylus (southern two-toed sloth), 2943 nucleotides. It is a transcript of the gene GABRE, whose product is annotated as gamma-aminobutyric acid type A receptor subunit epsilon. Gene Ontology annotation, cellular component: postsynapse; synapse; GABA-A receptor complex. Gene Ontology annotation, biological process: gamma-aminobutyric acid signaling pathway; monoatomic ion transmembrane transport; synaptic transmission, GABAergic. The transcript is spliced from 9 exons. The coding region runs from base 18 to 1514 and encodes 498 amino acids. Lineage: Eukaryota; Metazoa; Chordata; Mammalia; Pilosa; Megalonychidae. The record is from RefSeq and is a predicted model, not a curated record. Gene Ontology annotation, molecular function: GABA-gated chloride ion channel activity; inhibitory extracellular ligand-gated monoatomic ion channel activity; GABA-A receptor activity.
CGGUGGUCCCCGCGGCGAUGUUGGCCAAACUUCUGCCCUUCCUGGGCAUGUCGGUGCUCUUCCUGACCAGGGUCGAGGGACCCCAGGCUGGAUGGAAGAGUGAAGCCUCGGCCAGUGGUGAUGAAGUCUCUGACCCCCAGCCCCAGUUAGUUGGAAGGAAGCUCCUUACUGAAGAAACGAAGGCCCUUGCUCCUGGCCACAGAGCUGCCAGUGGGUCAGAAGCCUCUCAGAUCCUGAACACUAUGCUGAGCAAAUAUGACCCCAAACUGCGCCCUGGCAUUGGUGAGAGGCCCACUGUGGUCACUGUUGCGAUCUCGGUCAACAGCCUUGGUCCCCUCUCUAUCUUGGACAUGGAAUACACCAUUGAUAUUAUCUUCUACCAGACCUGGUAUGACGAACGCCUCCGUUACAAUAGCAGCUUUGAGACCCUUGUGCUGAAAGGCGAUGGAGUGAGCCAGUUAUGGACCCCGGAUACCUUAUUUAGAAAUUCUAAGAGGACCCAAGAGCACAUGAUUACCAUGCCCAACCAGAUGGCCCGUAUUCACAGGGAUGGCAAAGUGUUGUACACAAUUAGGAUGACCAUUGAUGCUGGAUGUUCACUCAAUAUGCACAAAUUUCCAAUGGAUUCUCACUCUUGCCCUCUGUCUUUCUCUAGCUUUUCCUUUACUGAGGAUGAGAUGAUCUACAAGUGGGAAAAUUUCAAGCUUGAAAUCAAUGAGAAAAAUUCCUGGAAGCUCUUCCAGUUUGAGUUUAAAGGAGUGAGCAACAAGACUGAAAUUCUCUCAACCCCAGCUGGUGGUGUCAUGGUCAUGACAUUUUUCUUCAAUGUGAGCAGGCGGUUUGGCUAUGUCGCCUUUCAAAAUUAUGUCCCUUCUUCCAUGACCACAAUGCUCUCCUGGGUUUCCUUUUGGAUCAAGAAAGAGUCUGCUGCAGCCAGGACCUCUUUAGGGAUCACCUCUGUACUCACCAUGACCACCUUGGGCACCUUUUCCCGUAAGCAUUUCCCACGUGUCUCCUACAUGACGGCCUUGGACUGCUACAUUGCCGUCUGCUUUAUCUUCUGCUUCUGUGCUCUGAUGGAGUUUGCUGUGCUCAGCUUCCUGAUCUACAACCGGACGAAACCCCAUGCUUCUCCAAAACUUCGCUAUCGUUUCCGUGGCCGUGGCCAUGGCCGUGCCCGUGCCCGUGCCCGUAAGAAUCAGGAGGCUUUUGUUUGCAACAUCAUCAGCUCUGAGGGGAAUGAUGGAGAGGAACCUACGACUUGCUCAGGCCAGUGGUCCCCCAGCCCAGAUAGCCCCCAGAGCCCAUGCACCCAAUCAGAGCUGACCCACCACAAAUGGUUUCAUAAUCACAAGAAGUACUUCUGCAUGAUCCCCGACUGCAGGGGCCGUACCUGGCAGCAGGGCCGCCUUUGCAUCCACGUCUAUCGCCUGGAUAACUACUCACGCAUUCUGUUCCCUGUGACCUUCUUCUUCUUCAAUCUGAUCUACUGGCUUAUUUGCCUUUACCUCUAGGUAUCAACUGGUGCCUUGUAGGGCACUCCCCCCCCCCCUGCCAACUUCCCUGCGAGGUCCCAUGCCCCCUACCAAAAGAGUUGGGGGAAAGCAGCAGCAGUAAGAGCAACUAGCAAGUCUUUACUUCCUCUUUCUCCAGAUAAAAUCCUGUUCCCCUACCUGGCCCAUUCACUAAUCUCCUUGGCAGCCCAUUUCAAGUAAAAUGGUCCACCUCUCUACCCUCCAAAAUCUUAGGCUCUCAGUAACCAGCUCCCUAAAAUUGUGUACACAGAUGAGUUGAUUAGCUAUCUCCCAGCAGUAUUGACACCCACUACCUUUUUUUUCAGAAACCCCACCACUGCCUUUGAGGGUCUUUGGGUCCACUCUGGCUUCAGCUUCCUUUCCUGACACCUCCUUAAGAUGCUAGGUAGCAGAAUAAUAGCAUGAGAGGACCCUGUCCUUAGGUCAGAUUAUUAUAUUCUUGAUUCUCUCUCUUUGCCCUCCCAUCUCCUUCAGAUAGAUAGACAACUGGCAUUCUCCCUUUAGGCAGUGGGAAGCCAGCCAUUGACUAUUUUGGCUGCUGCUGUGACACGUCCCUCUCCACCCCAUCCCCUCAUCUUUCAUCCUCGCUAUCAAUUCAAUGCCCUCCAUCAAGUGGGUAUCUGUUUUUGUGUGUGAUGAUACUAACGGCCCCCUGCUUUGAACGUCCCCUUCUUCUCUUUGACCCCUGUGAACCCUUCUGUAACUUCCCCUGUGACUUUCCCAGCCCUGGCCCAGGUGCUAGGCUGUGGUGACUUCUGGGGACCAAGGAACUAAGACAACUCUGUCUUGCAGUGAGUAUUACCCACCAGUGGUUGGUGUGCACCUAAGGUACAGCAUAGCAGUUCUGUAACUUCCUUGGCCCCUGGACCCAUGAGCCAGUCUGCUCUUAACCCUGGGGCAAUCUCGCAAUCACAAUCAAUCAAUUGAAUUCCCUGAAAUUUGUAUGGCACUUAACCUUUUGCAAAUCACUUUUGACAAAAUAUUUCUAUUUUGAGCCUCAUUAUAGCCCUGUGAUACACUCAGGGCAGGAUUCUUAUCCCUUCUUUGCAGAUGAGAACCCUGAGGCACAGAUUUCUCCUGUACUGUGGAUCAUACUGAAGGCUACCCAGGAGCCCACUGUCACCUUCCAGACCAUGUGACAGGGCUAUGCAGCUCUGUUCACCAUGAUUUGAUUCUAUAGCAUUUGGCCUACUUAAUUCCUGGGCCUGAGAUGCUCAGACUGUCCCCAAGAUCAAACCUCUCCUGGCUCUGGUAACCCAGUGAGGUGAAUUUGGACAUGCCUCAAUGCUUGUAUAUGCUGAUUGAAAUCUGUGUUUGUAUUUUAUUGGUGUAUGGGUAGGGUGGGGAUCCAUCUGCUUUUUGACACCAUCAUCUGUAAAGGGGAAAUACUAAAUAUAUGAAUAAAUAU